GGUCGGUGUGUGGGCGCUCAUCCCCUUUCUUGUAGGGUCCGGAAUAGCUGCUGGGGGCACCGGGAUCCUGUGGGUCGGCUGCUAGAAGCCUUAUUCAUACAAAGGUGCCUUUUUUUGCAACGGGAUGAUUUUUUAACCAAAUUGUAUCACCUGUAAAGAAUUUUCAUGUGAUUCUUGGAAACCUGCUGCAGAGUCUUCACUAUCUGCUAUUCAGUCCUGUUUUCUUCUCCUUUCAGCAGUUUCUUUUUUGAACAGCAAACGGAGGGAACUGCUCGCAUUGCUGCUGCUGCUGCUCCAGCUGCGUGUGUGUGUGUGUAAACAGGAUGGUGUAUCUGUAGCUGCCACGCGCAAACACACAUUUGACCAUGAGGACUCUUCGCAGGUUGAAGUUCAUGAGUUCGCCCAGCCUCAGUGAUCUGGGCAAGAGAGAGCAGGCAGCCUUGGAUGAGCGGGGGACCCAGCAGCGACGGGCCUGCUCCAACGCUACCUGGAACAGUAUCCACAAUGGAGUAAUUGCCGUGUUCCAGCGUAAGGGUCUCCCGGACCAUGAACUUUACAACCUCAAUGAAGGAGUCAGGCAAUUAUUGAAAACAGAACUGGGAUCCUUUUUCACUGAAUAUUUACAGAAUCAGCUGCUCACAAAAGGCAUGGUGAUCCUAAGGGACAAGAUCCGGUUUUAUGAAGGGCAGAAACUACUGGAUACCUUAGCUGAAACCUGGGAUUUUUUCUUCAGUGAUGUCCUACCCAUGCUGCAGGCUAUUUUCUAUCCUGUGCAGGGGAAGGAGCCCUCGGUUCGGCAGCUGGCUCUUCUACACUUUAGGAAUAUAAUUACCCUCAAUAUUAAAUUGGAAGAUGCAUUAUCACGUUCCAGAGCAAGAGUUCCACCUUCUAUUAUUCAGAUGCUAUUAAUACUCCAGGGGGUUCAUGAGUCAAAAGGUGUGACUGAAGAUUAUUUGAAACUGGAAUCCCUGAUCCAGAAAGUGGUUUCACCUUAUUUAGGAACAUAUGGCCUGUAUUCCAGCGAUGGACCCUUCACACACUCCUCCUGUAUUUUGGAGAAGAGGUUCUUCAGGCGCUCCAAGUCGGGUGACAUCCUCGCCAAGAACCCCGUGGUGCGAUCAAGAAGUUACAAUAAUCCAUUGUUGACACCAGUAGCUGAGUAUGAAACUGAGGGCAUGGCUGCCAAUGGAACAGGCAUCCGAAGGCACUCUGUUUCAGAAAUGACCUCCUGCCUAGAGCUCCAGGGGUACUCCAGCCUCACCACCAUAAUGGACAAUGGAUCCAAGAACUCCAUGACAGCCACGAAAAACUCGCGGUCAGGAGAUCAGGAAAGGUCAAGUGCUGGGUCAGUGGAAUGCUCUGGCAAGCUCGGCACAGCUGAGCAACAGAAAGGACUCUUCCACUUGAUGGAUGACCCACACAGGUCUUUUGAGUUGGACAGGGACCCAUCCUUGAUUCCAGUUCCUUCUUCUAGCCCUGAGAACAUAGUGGAUCAGAUUUUAGAGUCGAUUGACUCUGAUUCUGAAGGCAUUUUUAUUGAUUUUGGCCGAGGCUGUUCCAAUUCAGCCUACAAUGUGGACGUGAACAGACAGAGCAUCAUGUGAAGGACAUCGGGAUACAGACCUUGGGUUUUAAUACUAUAUAUGAAAACUUCUAACAUGUUGAGCCAGACUGUGCACAAACUAUGUAUGUCUAGGGCAGAACCUCUGUUGUAGGUUAUCACAGCUGUAUUGAAGUAUAUAAACACAACAGUUUACAACAAGCGGGAAUCUGCUGCAGGGGAGAAGAAACCCCAACCACUUCUCCAUGUCCCCACCACUGCAGUCUGAUUUCUUACUUUCUUUCUAAACUUAGGGAUUCACAAACUGACAAGUGUCUGCUAAAAUGCUGUUAGUGCAACUGGCAGUGUUUAUUCAGUAAUACAGCCUAGUAAAUUACUGUUUUCACUAUUAACUUUCUCAAGAGAUUGCUGUAGAAGGGCAGGUUGUCCUCUGAACUGUAAAACAUCAGCCAGAGCACAAAACGAUAUCCUUAAAAAAAAAAAAAAAAAAAAAAAAAAGUCUGUGGCCCUUCAUGCCACAGAAUAUGGUAAUAAAGAAGUCUCUUUUAACCUUUUCUUGUACAUCUUGUAUGCACUCCUUUGCCCAACAGUGAGUUAGAGUUCUUGAAGAAAGGCAAAUAAACAGAAAUGUGCUACCUGAUGUCAUGCAAUGCCUGUUGUUCUGUUUCACAGCCCAUGCCUUGUGUCUGUAAGAGUUGUCAUGAAACUGGUUUUUAAGACUGUGUUAGUUUGCUCUAAAUAUGGCACUUUCAAGAAAUCUGCAUACUGCUGACUUAUGGAGCAUCCAUUGUAUGGAGAGAUUCCAGCAGAAUUCAACUUGUUUCCUAAAUAAAUAAAAAUAUGGCCUCUCAGUGGAAA
This is a messenger RNA of Oxyura jamaicensis (ruddy duck), 2419 nucleotides long. RefSeq names its product proline rich 5 (gene PRR5). NCBI's taxonomy places the organism in Eukaryota, Metazoa, Chordata, Aves, Anseriformes, Anatidae. Gene Ontology annotation, cellular component: TORC2 complex. The transcript is spliced from 10 exons. The coding region runs from base 366 to 1604 and encodes 412 amino acids. Gene Ontology annotation, biological process: TORC2 signaling. The record is from RefSeq and is a predicted model, not a curated record.